AUGUCGUACUCAUGGAUUGGGGCUCCGGCCGAGUUCAAUGGAACGGACGAGAUCACAGGUGGAGACUCACUGACUGAAAACUUGAACCAAUGGUACGAUGCCGGUGACCAGGCCUACAUUCUCGUGUCCUCGGCCAUGGUCAUGGUCAUGAUUCCCGGUCUGGCCUUCCUCUACUCUGGUCUUGCGCGCAGAAAGUCCGCCCUGUCUCUCAUCUGGGCGUGUAUGUUCUCUGCUUCCGUCAUCACUUUCCAAUGGUACUUCUGGGGAUACUCGCUCGCGUUCGGCCCCUCGACAAAUGGCUUCAUCGGCAACCUCGACAAGUUCGGUCUCAAGGGCGUGCUCGGUCAUCCCAGCCCGGGAUCGCCUCUGAUUCCUGAGCUUCUUUACUCGUUCUACCAGAUGCAAUUCUGUGCUGUCACCGCUGCCAUCGUCGUCGGCUGCGUUGCUGAGCGUGGUCGCCUGAUCCCAAUGAUGGUCUUCAUCUGGCUCUGGGCCACCAUCGUAUACUGCCCCGUCGCAUACUGGGCCUGGAACGCGAACGGCUGGUUCUUUGUGUGGGGUGGACUUGACUACGCUGGUGGUGGUCCCGUUGAGAUCGUCUCCGGUUGCACUGCUCUCGCCUACUCCAUGAUCCUCGGUCGCCGUCAGGAGAAGAUGAUGCUCAACUUCCGCCCGCACAACGUCUCGCUCAUCACACUCGGUACCGUCUUCCUGUGGUUUGGAUGGCUGGGUUUCAACGGUGGAUCCGCUUUCGGUGCCAACCUUCGCGCUGUCAUGGCUUGCUGGAACUCCAACCUCACUGCCAUGUUCGCUGCGAUGACCUGGGUCCUUCUCGAUUGGCGUCUUGCCCGCAAGUGGUCGAUGGUCGGCUGGUGUUCCGGUGUCAUCUCCGGACUCGUCGCUGCCACCCCCUGCUCCGGUUUCCUCACUCCCUGGGGAAGCGUUAUCCUUGGUAUCACCACCGGUAUUGUUGCUAACUUUGCUACCAAGAUCAAGUUCUGGAUCCGCAUUGACGAUUCCCUCGAUGUCUUCGCUGAGCACGGCGUCGCCGGAAUGUGGGGACUUUUCAUCAACGGUAUUCUCGGUGCCGACUACAUCAUCGGCCUCGACGGCGUCAACAACGGUUUGACUGCGGGUGCCAUUACCGGCAGCCCCGAGGCCAUCUACAAGCAAAUCGCCUACAUCGUCGCCUGCACCGCCUACUCUUUCUGUGUCAGCGCCCUCCUCGCUUUCGUCAUCAACAAGAUUCCGGGUCUGCACCUGCGCGCUUCGGAGGAGGCUGAGCUUCUCGGUAUGGACGAUGACCAGCUUGGCGAGUUCGCGUACGACUACGUUGAGGUUCGUCGUGAUUACCUCGCCUGGACACCCGCCAAGGGCGAGCCCCUCAACGGCGAGCACAGCGUUCCCCAGGGCGAGCGUCACGGUAUCCCCCAGCACAGCGAGAUGCUUGAGGGCAGGACACCCAGCGAGCACAGUGGCACUGGCCACACUGGCAUCGGCGGCGACCGCCACGCCGUUGCUAUGGGCCCCGAGCACGAGAAGACCACACCUCCUUCGUCUUCUCGCGACUACGCCUAA
Messenger RNA from Boeremia exigua, 1578 nucleotides. Its product is annotated as ammonium transporter-like protein. The coding region runs from base 1 to 1578 and encodes 525 amino acids. Gene Ontology annotation, cellular component: plasma membrane. The transcript is spliced from 4 exons. Gene Ontology annotation, molecular function: ammonium channel activity. The record is from RefSeq and is a predicted model, not a curated record. Gene Ontology annotation, biological process: ammonium transmembrane transport. Lineage: Eukaryota; Fungi; Ascomycota; Dothideomycetes; Pleosporales; Didymellaceae.